AUGCCUUCGCCUAUCCCUCAGCCCCAGGGGCUUCCAAUUCUUGGGAAUAUCUUUGAUAUGAUCCCUGGCAAUACCUGGGCUUCUCUAAAUAAGCUGGCAGCAGAACAUGGAAGUUCUGGUAUCUUCAAAAUCAAGAUUCUCACCAAGCAGCUCGUCUUCAUUACAAACGCAGCUCUACUCGAGGAAAUUUGUGAUGAGAAGCGCUUUCGAAAAUGCGUCACCGGUCCUAUUGUCGAGAUCCGCAGUCUUGCCCACGACAGUCUCUUUACUGCCUUUCACAAUGAGGAAAGUUGGGGCAUCGCGCAUCGUAUCAUGGCUCCUUUCGUUUUGCCCGAUGCCGUCAAGGAGAUGCAUAGGGAUAUACAACUCACAACAGACGACUUAAUCUGGAAAUGGACUUCAACAGACAGCGCCGGGAAACCUGUGGAUGUCUCCAAUGACUUGGAUCGGCUGAACCAUGCUGCCAACAUGAAAUGUUUCUUCAGUCAGCAUGUAGACUGUGUCCUUGGCGAAGAGCCCUCUGUUAUCAAAGCUAUGUUGGAUACAACCUUUGAAGCUGUGCGUCGGCCCACACGACCUAAGCUCCUUACUCGGCUCUUGUACCAGAGUACAUUCGACAAGGAUAUCAAAACUUGUCGCGACUAUUGCGCUCAGAUGAUCGCCAAUCGACGUGCUAAGCCUGUAGUACAGCGAGAUUUGCUGCACGCCCUGCUUCACGAAAAGGACCCGAAGACCGGAGAAUCCCUUCCAGAUAGUCGGGUCAUCGACGAGAUAAUCAACAUUCUCAUCGGCAGUGCCACGACCCCGAACCUCGUUACUUUCACUCUGUACUAUCUUGCCAAAAACCCAGACGAGAUCACCCGUGCCCGUCAGGAAAUUGACACCCUCAUCGGCCCCUCCGGCCAAAUUGAACACUUCCAUCUCUCGCAAUUACCCUACUGUGAAGCAAUCCUCCGUGAAUCCUUCCGUCUCUGCGCCACAGCCCCGGGCUUCAACAUUGAGCCUUUGCCCACUGAUGGUCCUGUCCUACUCGGUGGGGGAAAAUACGAAAUUUCCAAGACCCAGCCCAUUAUUGCAAUCCUGUCCGCUGUCAACCGCGAUCCUGCUGUCUUUGAUGACCCCAAUGCUUUCAAGCCCGAGCGCAUGCUCGGUGAGGCCUUUGACCGGCUCCCAAGCGGUGUGAAGAAAGGGUUUGGCAACGGGAAACGUGUGUGUUACGGUAAGCGAUAUGCUUGGGAAUGGUCCAUGCAUGCACUCAUUCGCAUCAUUAAGGAUGUUGACUUUGAGUUGGCGGAUAAGGACUAUACAUUUGACAUGGAAGGGAAUAAUUUCAAUGGCGCUUUCACUGUCAAGCCAUACGGCAUGUUUAUAAAGACCAAGAAGAGGAACGCCGCCGUUUAA
This is a messenger RNA of Penicillium griseofulvum, 1401 nucleotides long. RefSeq names its product putative cytochrome P450. The transcript has a single exon. NCBI's taxonomy places the organism in Eukaryota, Fungi, Ascomycota, Eurotiomycetes, Eurotiales, Aspergillaceae. Gene Ontology annotation, molecular function: oxidoreductase activity, acting on paired donors, with incorporation or reduction of molecular oxygen; heme binding; monooxygenase activity. The record is from RefSeq and is a predicted model, not a curated record. Bases 1 to 1401 code for a protein of 466 amino acids.